GGUAGAAGUAUAGAUUACCUAAGGUUGCGAGGAUUCAGCUCAGUCCUCCAACAAACAUCAAAGAGGACUUGUUGAUCUCCCCGAGCUGAUAAAAAAGUGACUGAUCUCGCCACAAUUCACACACCAACUCGACUAAUCGUCAAUCAUACGAGUUAGGAGCUUGGUCCUGGCGCAGGUGAAUAAUAGCGCUGAGCAGCAAUACUCCUACGUUAUAAAAAAAAAAAGAGAAAACAGAAUAAUGAAGAUGCAAGCAAGUAUUACAGUGGCUCUGAUAGUUUUCAUGAGCACGAUGCACUUUGGCGUAGAUGCAUGGGGUGGACUUUUUAAUCGUUUCAGUCCCGAGAUGUUAUCCAAUCUCGGUUAUGGUGGGCAUGGUGGUUACUUGAGCAGAUCGAGACUGUUACAGGGACCACUUGCGGGAAGUUACGGAAAUUCUUAUGGGGAUUCGCUGGAAGAAGAAUCGGACGAUCCGUGCUACGAGAAGAAAUGUACAGCCAAUGAACAUUGUUGUCCUGGUUCGGUUUGCGUCAACGUUGAUGGAGUGGUCGGAACUUGCCUAUUCGCUUACGGACUAAAACAGGGUGAACUUUGCAGAAGAGAUAACGAUUGCGAAACAGGUUUGAUGUGUGCCGAUAUAGCAGGAGGUGAAACUCGAUCCUGUCAACCACCGGUUACUUCAAACAAACAAUACAACGAGGAAUGCAACAUGUCUGGUGAAUGUGACAUUGGUCGUGGCUUGUGUUGUCAAUUGCAGAGGCGACAUCGACAAACGCCUAGAAAGGUUUGCUCUUACUUCAAAGAUCCUCUGGUAUGCAUUGGCCCUGUUGCUACGGACCAAAUAAAAUCUAUCAUACAAUAUACUUCCGGUGAGAAACGGAUCACUGGACAAGGGAAUCGUCUUUUUAAACGAGUACCCUUCGCCUAAAUUAUCUCUUCCCUUUCUUUGGCUGUCGAGGAGGAGAGGUAAGAAGUAGAAGAUAAAAAGAGGAGAUGAUGGGAAGAAUUUGAAUCGUCAAAAACCUCCUCCAGCAAAGCACGUAGAUUUUAAGCGAUGUCGAUUUAACGCAAUUACGACGAUCCCGUUCGUAUUCCAUGAACUCCGCUUCGAAUUGAUAAGUAUAUCUCAACGGUAUAACUCGCGGAAUAGUAAUAAAAGACAAAAGAAAAAAAAAAAAGAAAAAAGAAGAAACGUAAAAAAGAUGAAAGGAAAGAAAGUUUCGAGAUCGUCGAGAUAUAUUUAAGUCACUUUGAAAAUUCUGGGUGACGAUACGAGACGCCUUUCUGUGUUUUUUCCUAAUCUUAUGACUGAUAAUAUAUACAUAUCACACUGGACCGAUAUCUUAUAUCGUUAAAGAUAAAGCAAGUACGAUGAUCUUUUUCGCUAAGAGAAAGAAACGAAAAAAAAAAAGAAAGAAAAUCGUUCCUUCGUUCUGCUUGUCGAACGGAUGCUUGCAGAAUGUUUUUACCGAGAACACGAGACGCUUCUAAAUCUUUCUUUUCGAUCUUUCCUUCCAAUUUCUUUCAUCUUCUCGAUCGUUGAAACAAACGCCAUGAACAGACAAAUUCCGAGUCAUUCUGCAGGCAAUAAACCGUCUCGUAGAUUCUCCUUUGCUCUUUGUAAAUGUGUAAAAGAAUUCUAAGUUCGAUCGCUAUAGAUCGAUUAAUAAUAUUCGCCUUUUCAAUCAUAUCGAUUGAAUUCGUCUAUAAUAAUGUACGCGAAAGGGGAGACUAUUAACACUGAUCGAUAGAUAGGAAGUCUUACAGUAAACGUACAGACUACAGAUUAUCAUAAUUUUCUUUCUUCUCGUUCUGUAUCAAAUAGAAAGGUAUAAUCGAACGUUCUUCGUAUCAGUGGUGAAGGAACUAAACUAAAAAUUUCAAAAUGGAAAGUAAACGUGACAAAGACGCGAAUUAGUAUGUAGCGUAAUCGAUGUUUGAUGAAUUUAUCGUAACGUGUUGUUAUAUAGACGUCUUUUCUGAAUUAUCACUUAAUCGUUCUGAAUAUCGUUAAUCGGUGUAAUACACGGCAUAACUAUAUAUAUAUCUAUGUUAUAUAUAAAAUAAAUACAUACAUACUUAUAUAUAUAUAUGUGAAAGUGAUAUCGUACGAGCUAUACCAAAAUAUACGUAUCGAAGAAAGUCUUGUUGCUUUAGAUUUCUCGUUCGGAGAGCUAUCGUUUUUAUCUAUAUUGCGAAUUAAAGUCAAAAUAUAAAAUCAGCACUGACGGAACGGGGGUAAGAAAAUUGAUAAAAUCGUAAUAUCGAUUGUGAAGUUAUUAUUCUAUGACAUAUCACGUGUUAAAUGGGAAAAAUCGCGUUGUUAAUUAAAAUAAUAUAUAAAUAUGUAUGUGACACUUCGGAGAAUCGUGUAAACGUACACGUGAACAUGAUUCUGAGAGGCGAAAAAAAACGCGUUCGUGACGCGUUAAAACGAAAAUGAAAACAAAAAAAAAAACAAAAAAAGAAAAUAAAAAAAAGAAAUAAAUAAAAAUAAAAAUAAGAAAAGGAAAAAGAACUAAACAAAUGAUGAAAGAUCAUAAACGCGCGCUCGCGAAAACCUUUCUGAAAUGCUUAGAGUACCUGUCGCCUUGUCGUACGUCUUUCCAAAUAAUGAUUCCUCGUUUCUACGCUACUGAUGAGAGUCGUCGAGAGUCCGAAUACAUAUCUAUAAUUUUCAAUGACACGUACACACAUACAUAUACAUAUAUUAUAUAUAUAUAUAUACUUAUAAACUAAAUGAAAUAUACUCAAAAGUGUUAACGUUAUUACAUAAGGAAAAGUCAAACAUAUCAAUCGAAUGCCUAAAAGCAUUAAAAAUGUUUUAAAUAUGAAUGUUAUAUCGAAAUUAUAUUUUUAUCUUUGAUCCGUAUGUAUAAUUAAGCUAUACAUAUAUAUAUAUACAUAUACACAUAUAUAUAUAUUUGCAUAGUAUUCAUAUAUUUUCUCGAGGCAUAUAUAUAUAAAUAUAUAUAUAUAUAUAUAUAUAUAUAUAUAUAUACAUAUAAUAUAUACACAUAUAGUCUAUACACGUUUCUUUGUAUGUCAUACGUAUGCAAUACUCGAUCUGCAAUCCCCUACAGAAAAAUCGUCUUUUCAAUAAUUAUAUCUGUCCGAUUAAGAAGCCUAAAUAAUUUACUCUUCCUUCUUAUUAGUUUGCAACGAUAGUACGUUCUUGUUAGUCUAUAACGAUAUUAUUUAUAAUUGUCUUUAUCCUUUUUCUUCUUUCUCCCCGAUGUAAGGAAGCGAUAAUGAAAAAAUGAGCUGCAUAAAAAUACAUAUCAUAGAUGUAAGUUACUUGAUUUUAUGAGGAAAGAUUUGAAAUAUAUUUAGAACAACUCUAUAAGCGAAAAAUUAUUAAAAAAUCGAGUGUUCAUACGUACGAUGUAUCAUAGAAUUUAAGGAAUUUGGCCAUGUCUGGCUCCGAGUCAAAAGUACCUCUAUUGAAUGAAUUAAUUCCAAAGUAAUUAUAUGUGUGUGACUAUCUAAUACACAAAUAAAUGUAUCGUUCAAACAAUACAACAUUAAAAAGCUCUAAUAGUUAAAUGUGAAGUAACGAUGAAUAGUAAAUAAAUUUCAAAACUCCUAUCAGCA
Messenger RNA from Vespula pensylvanica (western yellowjacket), 3591 nucleotides. It is a transcript of the gene spab, whose product is annotated as prohormone-3. Lineage: Eukaryota; Metazoa; Arthropoda; Insecta; Hymenoptera; Vespidae. The transcript has 6 exons. The record is from RefSeq and is a predicted model, not a curated record. Bases 239 to 925 code for a protein of 228 amino acids.